Molecule: messenger RNA, 621 nt
Organism: Meloidogyne enterolobii
Lineage: Eukaryota; Metazoa; Nematoda; Chromadorea; Rhabditida; Meloidogynidae
Source: the annotation of a GenBank genome assembly
AUGGGCUCGCGCUGUGAUUCACGUAUUUGCAUUGUCGGUGAAAAUGGUGCUGGAAAGACAACAUUAUUGAAAUUACUACUCGGUGAACUAAACCCAACAAGUGGUGUAAGGAAUGCAAAUCGUCGUUUACGAAUUGGUUACUUUACUCAACACCAUGUUGAUCAACUUGAAAUGGACGAUACUCCUUUGGAAUUACUUGCACAGAGAUUUCCAGGAUUAAACGAGGUUAAUAAUUUAGAAAAUAUUUAUUUUAAAAAAUUAAAGGAGGAAUAUCGCGCAGCGAUGGGGAGAUUUGGCUUAAGUGGUGAUAUUGCAUUCCAACCAAUUGCAACACUUUCUGGAGGACAAAAAUCACGACUUGCGUUUACAUGUUUAGCGUUACAAAAGCCAAAUUAUUUGGUUAUGGACGAACCAACAAACCAUUUGGACGUAGAAACUGUCGAUGCACUUGGAAAAGCUUUAAAUAAAUUUGCGGGUGGGGUAGUGCUUGUUUCCCACGAUGAACGUUUAAUUGAAUUGGUAUGUAAAGAAUUGUUGGUGUGUAAAGAUAAAACGAUUACUCAAUUGGACGGAGGACUUGAAGAAUACAAGAAGCACGUAUAUAGACAAUUAGCGAUAUAA